This is a messenger RNA of Actinia tenebrosa (Australian red waratah sea anemone), 1327 nucleotides long. RefSeq names its product neural cell adhesion molecule 1-like. Gene Ontology annotation, cellular component: neuronal cell body; axon; plasma membrane. Gene Ontology annotation, molecular function: calcium ion binding; axon guidance receptor activity. Lineage: Eukaryota; Metazoa; Cnidaria; Anthozoa; Actiniaria; Actiniidae. The record is from RefSeq and is a predicted model, not a curated record. Gene Ontology annotation, biological process: synapse organization; homophilic cell-cell adhesion.
UCUAGUAACAGUAAAGCAUAUCUCGGACGUUGGCUGUUUUACUUGUUUUGACCUGAAUUUGCGAUGUUUUCGAGAUAGUAUGCCACGAUGUUAAUACACUACGAAGUAAAUAUUAAUCGCUUGUGGUGACUUGAUCCUCUUUAAUUUUGCAGUUUGUUUAAMCUCUGGAUACGACGGAGAUAACUGUGAUACUGACAUCAACGAGUGUGAGAAGUACAAAGACAAACGGCUGUGUCAUUGGCAGAACGGCUGUGUUAACACACUCGGUAGUUACAGGUGUACCUGCCCAGCAGGAUUCAAAGUAUCGGUUAAAGACUUCAGGCUUUGUGAUCCAGAUCCACCACAAAUCUACAGCAAGCCUGUUACCCUGACAGCCAUGUUUGGCGCCACGACUGUAUUACCUUGCCAGCAUAAAGCACAACCCUUAGCUAUAGUCAAUUGGCAACUAGGAAGCCGAUUGAUAGCCAUUAAGCAAGCAAACGGUGCAACCCAAACCAUUAAUGACGCAAAGCUGACAGUACGUCAGGACGGUGGUCUGGUUAUCAAGUCAGUAGCAUAUGGUGACGCAGGGGACUUUUUUUGUGUUGUACUUAAUAUUCGAUUCUUGGCCAGCGUCAAGCACACACUCAAAGUUGAAUCUGUUCCACUGAUGGGUGUUGGACACCUUAUCAGCGGUAACUACACAAAACAGCAUGCGUAUCAUGUAGGAGACAACGUGACUAUUGAUUGCCAAGUGAUUGCUAUGCCGGUACCUGUGAUCUCAUGGACUAAAAACUCCCAAGCUCUUCAAACGACACAACGCUUAAAGGUUACACAAACGAAAAUUGAGAUUGCACCACUUCAGAUAGCAGGUACUCUUCAAUCUAGACUUGAAAUAAUUGGAGUUCAAACAUCUGAUGCAGGAACGUAUACAUGCAACGCAACGAAUACACAUGGCGUUACUAGUAAAGCAAUAUCGGUAUCGGUUACGCAAUGAUAUCGCAAUUGACGUUUCUUUAACGCAAAGAAAUGUUUACAAGGUGACGCCGUCUCGUGUGAGACGUAAGUGACGCAAUGGUUGUAGAACAAACACAACCAAAAUAAACACAACAUUAAACUAAUGAUGUAAUUAGAAACGAAACAGUUGCAGUUGCUUUUAUAUAAAACAUGUAAUUGAUGUGCUCGAAGUGUGUAAUUAAUUGGUUUAAAUUUUUUGCAUAAUCAUCUGUUGAUUUUACAGUCAACGGUUGAAAUUUGAAUACUAUACCGUACACAUCAGAGGGUCUUGCUAAAUUGCUUAUUUUUAGGAAUGUUAUUCACAGACAAAUAAACUGUUCCAUAAACAAUG